AUGCACGGCAGUCCCAGGAAAUACGAUAAUUUCGAUAAGGUCCAAUUCAUAUCAGCAGAUCCGUGCGAGACUGCAGACCAGCUGCACAAAGCUCGUCACGAAGUUCUACAACGGUCGAACGGCCGAGAGUUGCGACUGUGUCCAUCGACUGGUGAAUGUGUCAGCGGAUCCUCUUGGGAACCUAAGGCUUUGUGGGCGGUUGUCAACGGAGGGCUUUGA
Letharia columbiana is the source of this 219-nucleotide messenger RNA. RefSeq lists its product as uncharacterized. The record is from RefSeq and is a predicted model, not a curated record. Lineage: Eukaryota; Fungi; Ascomycota; Lecanoromycetes; Lecanorales; Parmeliaceae. The coding region runs from base 1 to 219 and encodes 72 amino acids. The transcript has a single exon.